CCGUCAUGUUCCAAAUUCGCCUUGCGCCCGUGACUCACGUGCUCUUGAAUGGACACAUGCCGCCUGUGGUGGAUGAAGCAGCAUUCGCGAAUUUCUCGUCGGUCUGAAAAUGUUGACUUGGCGCACCAUCCUUGCGACGGCCAUGGUCACGACCAUGUCUCGCGCCCAGGAAUUCACGGGCGAUGGUACUGGGUAUGUACUUGACAAACCGAGCAGCGGGAAUUGUAACUUUAUGAAUGUCCCCGAAGUCGUCUCGACCAACUACGUCGCGCUGGCCACGGAGCGCUUUGCGCGCACCGCGGCAUGUGGCAAGUGCAUCCAAGUACGAUGCACUGACGUUCAGUGCAAUGGCGCGACGGCCACCGAAACGCUGUACGUCGUGGACCGUUGCCCAGAAUGCGCCAAGGACGACCUCGACUUCUCCCGCGAAGUGUUUCUGAAACUCACCGGCGGCAUCGAGCCUGGCCGCCUCAAGAUGACGUGGUCGUAUGUGACGUGUCCACACUCGUCCGACAUCGUCAUGUGCAAGAAACCCGGCAGCAACGCGUUUUGGCUCGCCGUCCAACCCGCUGGUGCAGUCACCGGCGUCAGCUCUGUGAAAAUCAACGGCAAGUCUACGGGGAUGGUCGACUCUGCGUAUUACUUCAAACUCGAAUCCAGUCCUGCCGUCGACUUGAGCAAAGUGCAGUUUGAACUGACCCCUGACAAUGGCGGCGACGCCAUCACGACCACCCUCGACAUGACCAAGGAAGGAUGCGUGCCAACUGGCAAGCAGUUUGGCCGCUCUGGCGGCGCCCCGCCGCCGCCGCCACCGCCACCGCCAUCUCCUCCAGCUUCGUCGUCCGCGGUUCCAGUCACGACAUCGGCUCCAGUCACGACAUCGGCUCCAACCACGACAUCGGCUCCAGUCACGACAUCGGCACCGUCGACGACGAAACUUGCUGCGACAUCUGAAUCCACCAACAUACCGGAAGUCGUCACCACGGAAGUGGUCGCUAACGUCACCACGAUUGCGCCAACUCCAGUCGCCACAACUUCCGAAGUCACCACGUUGCCCCCUCCAUUGGAAGAGGCAACGACUACGCUCCCGGUAUUGACCAGCGUUGGUCUGGACAGCCCUGACGCCAGCCCAUCAACGACCAAGCAGCCGACGUCGUCGCCUCAAGGCGUUGAGAUCUCGGUGCAAGCCCAGUCCGAAGACCGCGGGCUGGACUUGGGGUACUACUUCUUGCUGGCCGGCGGUUGCAUCAUGGCCGGGGUCGCCCUUGCCGUCAUCGUGCACAUCCGACGAAAGAAGUGGGACGAUGAAAAGGAAAGCGACUUGGGCUUCAACGACGCGCAGACUGCGAUCGCCGCGCGACGGACCGACGAAAGCAUUGCCAUUCUGUAGAAUAUUAAGUAAUGCAGUUGUGUUUUCUUGAAUAUACCAGUACAAAUG
Aphanomyces astaci is the source of this 1438-nucleotide messenger RNA. RefSeq lists its product as hypothetical. The transcript has a single exon. Lineage: Eukaryota; Oomycota; Saprolegniomycetes; Saprolegniales; Verrucalvaceae. The record is from RefSeq and is a predicted model, not a curated record. Bases 110 to 1390 code for a protein of 426 amino acids.